This is a messenger RNA of Pyricularia oryzae 70-15, 522 nucleotides long. RefSeq lists its product as uncharacterized. The transcript has 2 exons. Bases 1 to 522 code for a protein of 173 amino acids. The record is from RefSeq and is a predicted model, not a curated record. Lineage: Eukaryota; Fungi; Ascomycota; Sordariomycetes; Magnaporthales; Pyriculariaceae.
AUGAAAUUCAAUCUUCUUUUCACUAUAUCAACGGCCCUUGCUGGGUUUCCAGCCGGCAUAUUGGCGAACAAUCCCGACUCAAACGAUUCCGACUGCCACAUAUGGAUCAAGGAUAACUCCGAUAUUGUAGUUGGGUAUAGCAAAGCCGUGACGGGCCAGACAGCCGUCGUCGAAAUCAGCCAAGGCCCUCACAAGAAGGAACAAUUCAAGUUCGCAACCGCAGCGGAUCAAACUAAUAAGAAAGAUUGCACCGCUGGAUUGGCCGGCGAGCGUAGUUUCCCUGCCGGUUGGAGGAUCAAGACUUUCAAGACAGAGCCAUGGGUGACAUUGACGCGCAACUACCAGCCCAUAGCGUUCAAGGGCUACAAUCGAGAUCCCCAAACACAGUCUGGGUCGCUCAAGUUCUUUGAGAUUCCGUAUGGAGAAAUGAAAUCUGGCAAAGAUUGCAACGUCGCACAGACGGAAAAGGCGUCGAGUGUAAAACAACCAGCGAUACAAGAGCGAGAUGAGCAACAAAUUUAG